AUGGAACAAUUUGGUUUAUUAAAUGAUGAAAAUAGUGAAAAAUAUAGACCGUGGUUUACAGGAAUUUCAAAGUUUGUAAGAAAUAUGUGGCCAUUAGCAGAUCAAGAGGCUAUAGAAUUGGGAACACAUUUCUUUAUUUUCGCGAAUGUUUUCGAUGACCUUAUUGAUACCAAUGAACCGGAAAUUGGAAUGAAACAAAUCAAUAGAGCUAUCAAUAUAGUUAGAUUUGGAAAACUCGAAGAUGAACCAACACCACUUGAAAGAGAUUUGAUUUAUUUUUUUGAGAAUCUAGAAGUAAGAUUUGGAAAUCAAAAUCCAGUAUUAAAUCAAUUCAGAAAUGUAUUCAUUGAUUAUUUUAACGGUUUAAUGCCAUGGCAAAAUAUAAAGAAAUUAAAUGGUGACAUGAGUAUGAACUUAUAUUAUAAUAUGAGAAAUCUAAACAUUGGAGUAACACCAAAUUUUGGUAUUGGUGUUUUAUUCACAAUGAAAAGAUUAAACUCUAAUAUUCUUCUUGACCCACUUUGGAAAUGUUUAAAGGAACAAGCUGGAAGAAUCUGUGCUCUAUACAAUGAUGUUUUCUCCUAUGAAAAGGAACUUAAAGAAAAUGAUGUAAGAAUGAAUAGUUUCCAUUUUAUGAAAACUCAAAACAAUUGGACUGAUCAAGAAUGUCUUGAAUUCGUUGAAAAAGAACUGGAUGAUUGCUUUGAACAAUACUUUAUUCAUGAAAACCUCAUCAUUCAAAAAUUCAUUCCAACUCUUCAAAUCAAAGAAGAUCAAGAAGAAUUCUAUCAAAUCGUUGAUAUCUUUCAUAAGAUAGUGUCUUCAGUAUUAAAUAUGUAUAAACAAAAACCAAAAUAUAAAUCUACAGAUUCCAUCUUUGUUGAGCUUAGAAUCUAA
This is a messenger RNA of Heterostelium album PN500, 897 nucleotides long. RefSeq lists its product as uncharacterized. The transcript is spliced from 2 exons. NCBI's taxonomy places the organism in Eukaryota, Evosea, Eumycetozoa, Acytosteliales, Acytosteliaceae. The record is from RefSeq and is a predicted model, not a curated record. Bases 1 to 897 code for a protein of 298 amino acids. Gene Ontology annotation, molecular function: terpene synthase activity.